Lathyrus oleraceus (garden pea) is the source of this 1017-nucleotide messenger RNA. RefSeq names its product non-specific lipid transfer protein GPI-anchored 2. The transcript is spliced from 4 exons. NCBI's taxonomy places the organism in Eukaryota, Viridiplantae, Streptophyta, Magnoliopsida, Fabales, Fabaceae. The record is from RefSeq and is a predicted model, not a curated record. The coding region runs from base 189 to 812 and encodes 207 amino acids.
UAUUAAUAGCUGUUAGUAAAAUCCAUUAAAUUCAGCAACCAAAAGUUCAAACCAAAUUUUCCAAAUCAAUCCUCUCUAUUAAUUUACUCCAACUACAUCACACCUAUAUUCACAACACAAAAUCCAAUUUAACCUCUUAUUCUAUUCAACACACAUUUUCAAAAUACAUCACACAAAGAAAAACCAAAAUGGCCACUACACCAUUAGUACUACUAGCAAUUGCUUGUUUACUCCUUGCAUCACUGCCCUAUCAUGGAGUAUCUGCUCCUACUCCUGCUGAAUCUCCGGGAGGGGAUACCGUCGGAGCUCCAUCGCCUGCUGGUGCAGCCGGCGAUGGAUGCUUGACGGCUCUAACAAACAUGUCAGAUUGUUUAACAUUUGUGGAAGAUGGGAGUAAGUUGAGAAAGCCGGAUAAAGGAUGUUGUCCUGAGUUAGCAGGGUUGGUUGAUAGUAACCCUAUUUGUUUGUGUCAGCUUUUGGGAAACUCUGAUUCUAUUGGGAUUAAGAUUAAUCUUAAUAAAGCUCUUAAGCUUCCUUCUCUUUGUGGUGUUACUACUCCUCCUGUUAGUACUUGCUCAGCUAUUGGUGUUCCUGUGUCCUUGCCUGGGCCAUCAAGUCAAGAUUCUAUGCCACCAAAUAUGGCAAUGACACCAGAAGGAGGAUUAUCUCCCAGUCCUUCAAAUUCAGCUGAUAGUUCAGCUGGUGUUCCAAGUCCUUCUGAAAACAAAAGUGGAGGAGCUUCAAGCAUUCAUGCCUCUGCCAUGACUUUCAUUUUUGCAAUGUCCACUCUCUCUUUCUCCAUAUUCUUCUGAUUUUACAAUUUACAUUUAUCCUAUUUGUGUAUUGAGUACUUUUAUUUGGUGAAUUGCACACUUUAAUUAGGAAGUACAUCACAACACCAUUGAAUUCUUCAUUCUUGGUGUUGGGUUAUUUAUUCUUAUUUUUUCUUCUCAACUACAUUCUUGUUAUAUUUGUAAUAAUAUAUUUUCUAUUUCAAUAUGAUGUUUCAUUUUGUUA